GACACUACUCUUCUUUGGUCGUUUGCAAGGCUGCUUGGUAGGUGGCUGUGUUUCGUGUUCAAACGUUCGUUAUUUCGCAGAGACGAUGUUGCAAAUGCUCUGCUGGCCGUGAACCGUGGGCAUCCCUCACCGCUUCUUUUCUGGGAUCAACGACGGCGCUCGAGAGAAGCCCAACGAUAAGUGCCCUCGGCGUUAUCACCAUGAGGUUUAUUGAUUCAUAUACUUCGAACAAUAAUGGCUUCCAGCUCGACAUUGUCGGUUUCCUUGCCAUCCUUGGAGAAGGUUCCGUCGAAACCGUUGCGCAGGUUGCUACGUUAAGCUACCUCGUCUACCUCCCUCGCCUGAUCCCGGCUCCUCAAAUCUUUAUCCGACCUUCGAGACCGGAGAAACUCGAAACCACCGCGGGAGCAAAAGUGAUCGGGGUGCACUCGGGCAACACUGGCGAGGACAUACACCAUGUGGCCCAUGCGCUACAUCGCGGGGAUAAGCUAACCCCUAACACUGUCACUUGUGUAAGGGUCAGGGAGAAUGAUAAACCUCGGCCGUCAAUCAAGAGAUUCGGCCCAUUAGCCAUGUUGGCGUGGAUGGGUUUUGCUAUGAGUGCGGUCUUGCUGGGCCUCUCUAUAUUUUGGGAGGACGGCAUGUCUUUGUUGGCCAUCGCACUCCUGUCUGCCUUGAGUACCAUGACUGGGAUCGCGAACAAAUGGUCCCCAACACCCAAUGACCCCAAACCUGACCCGCACUCUCCGCCUGGUGAUGUCGUGAUCAAAUACCCGCAGGGUGCCUUUAUUGUGGUCAAGUGCGACGAACGAACGGCACGAUACCUAUAUUUCAAUCCGAGCGAGCGGUGCAUUUACUCGGUCGGAAGUACAGCCAUAUACAGAGGACUUUCUUUGAUAUCGACCUUGUUACUCAUGGGCGGAGUUAUAUCACUGGCUAAUGCGCGGAUUGAGACGCAAACGGCCUUUGCUGGCGCGUACAUGCUUGUUAAUAUCUUCUACUGGAUUGGGGCUGCGCUACCUCCUGCUCAGCACUGGGACCUGUCCCGGUUGGAAGUCGACCACAUCGAAGUCCAUGGAGGUGCUCCGCCUCGAUCCGCCAAGAUAGACAAUGUGUCUCCAACGUACACGGAGGCUUUGUGGAAGGCCAUUGCAGUCACUGGAACCAGUAAUUGGGUGAGAGAGGCCGGCUGGGCCCCGAGGACACCAGCAUGGAACGACUGGCUCAAUGAGGCCGAGGAGGCUGCUCUCGGCGAGCCUUUGAAGUCGAGUCAGAAGAUGGUCGAUGGGAGAGAUGUUGAAGUUUGGACGAUCCGCAAUUGGGACAGUAGAAGUGCCUUGUCGACGCUGUUGCGAACCACGACGGACAGAGCCACCAGGUCACCCACUGUUCGAUCGCCCACGAAUGAGAACAAGGGUAAUUUCUGGAACGAUCCACGGAGUCCUUAGACGAUGCAGCCAUGCUUGGGUCUUCUCAGUGAACGGGCCUACGAAUGUGUCAGGGUGGCUGAUGAAAAAAGAGUAUGAAUCACGAAACAGUCCCCAUGAACGAUUGAUGAUAUGAUGUGACGAUCUAUGACUACAGAAAAAUGGCAUACGAAGAAUGAUGAUCAUAGAAAUGACAUAUAAUGAUAUUUCAUGAAGAGUGACGAGUAGGCAUUCAUUUUUCACUCACA
This is a messenger RNA of Exophiala viscosa, 1675 nucleotides long. RefSeq lists its product as uncharacterized. The transcript has 2 exons. Bases 201 to 1448 code for a protein of 415 amino acids. The record is from RefSeq and is a predicted model, not a curated record. NCBI's taxonomy places the organism in Eukaryota, Fungi, Ascomycota, Eurotiomycetes, Chaetothyriales, Herpotrichiellaceae.